UUGUGAACGCCUCAUGAUGGUCUUGGUUUUCAUCUUGUAAACAGUAGCUGCAUACUUAGGAGAGCGAGCGGCGAGCUUUUGAAGGUUCCAUGGAGUUCCAAUCUAUUUGCGAUUUCUCUCAAGAACUCGAUACCUCAUUGCUGGAUAGAGCUGUGUUAUCAUUCUUCACUGGAUCAGGGCCUGAGCGACAAGCCGCUCAAACAGCUUUAACGCAAUUCCAAGAGCAUCCCGAAUCAUGGACUAGAGUUCCCGAAAUAUUGCAAAAGUCAUCCUAUCCUCAAACUAAAUAUAUCGGUCUUCAAAUCCUUGAGAAAGUCAUCUCAACGCGAUGGAAAUCUCUCCCAGAUGGUCAACGACAAGGUAUGAGGAACUUUCUCAUCACCGUUACCAUCGAGAUCGCCUCGGACGAGGUGACGGCGCGGAAAGAAAAAAUCUACCUGAACAAAUUGAAUUUGGCCAUGGUGCAGGUCCUCAAACAAGAAUGGCCACACAAUUGGCCUACAUUCAUCUCCGAACUCGUCGAAUCCUCCUCAACCUCUCUCCCGCUCUGUGAAAACAAUAUGGUCCUCCUCCGUCUCCUCUCUGAAGAGAUCUUCGACUUCUCUGCCGACCAAUUAACUCAAGCCAAAGCUAAAGAACUCAAGCUCCAGCUAUCGAGCGAGCUGAGUAUGGUCUUCAAACUGUGUCUGGAGGUAUUAAAGGAGGCAUCAAGAGUGAGCCUCCUGAGGGCGACGCUGGAGACGUUGGGCAAAUUUUUGAGUUGGAUACCAUUGGGGUAUAUCUUCGAAACGGAAUUGUUACAACUUUUUGUCGAACGGUUCCUUGAAUCAGCCGAAUAUCGUAAUCUUACCCUUAAAUGUGCCGCCGAAAUCGCGAGCCUCCCUCAGUCGGACGUAUCAAUGUACGAUGCGAAACUCAAGAUCUUCUUCAUGAGUGUUAUGACAACUCUCAAUAAACUUAUACCACCAAGCACGGAUAUCGCAUCUGCAUAUGCAAACGCGUCGGAUGCGGGACAGGAAAUGGUCGUCGCUCUGGCGUUGUUCCUGGCAAAUUUCUUUUCGAAGCACUUGCCGAUAAUGGAGGGAGACGCAGACCGCGAAGCGCUCAUUAACGCUCAUUUCUACCUCAUCAAGAUAUCUCAAGUGGACGAGCGAGAAGUAUUCAAGAUCUGUCUUGAAUACUGGCUGAUACUCCUCGUUGGGUUGUACGACGAAGUGUCUAUGAUACCCAUUGGUACAGAUCUCAGCAGGCUGAAACUGAGGAAAGACAUAUACAGGGAAGUCUUGUCGAAUUUAAGGCUCGUGGCUGUGGGGAAGAUGGUCAAACCUGAAGAGGUCUUGGUCGUCGAAAACGAGGAAGGCGAAGUUGUCCGCGAAUACCUCCAAGAAACCGACACCAUUGUCCUGUAUAAAUCGAUGCGAGAGCUCAUGGUUUACCUCACUCACCUUGACGUCGUUGAUGUCGAGACGAUCCUAACGCAGAAGAUGGCAGCUCAAAUUGACGGCAGUGAAUGGAGUUGGGGAAACUUAAACACGUUAUGUUGGGCUAUUGGGAGUAUAUCAGGUGCGAUGGACGAAGACACUGAAAAACGGUUCCUGGUCCUCGUCAUUCGCGAACUCCUGGGACUCGUCGAGCGAAAGUGCGGUAAAGAUAACAAGGCCAUAAUUGCUGCGAACAUAAUGUACAUUGUCGGUCAAUACCCUCGUUUCCUCAAAGCCCAUUGGAGAUUCCUGAAGACGGUGGUUAAUAAGCUGUUCGAGUUCAUGCAUGAGACGCAUGAAGGUGUUCAAGACAUGGCCUGUGACACGUACAUGAAAAUUACUACAAGCUGCGGGAGACAGUUUGUCGUUCGACAGUCGGACGAGAAAGAACCUUUCGUCGAUGAGAUUCUGCGGAUGAUCAAUAGGAUCACAGUGGAUUUAUCCCCUCAACAGGUACACACAUUUUAUGAAGCAACGGGAGUAAUCAUCGCUGAGGCGUUGAACAGAGCUCAGCAAGAGAGGCUGAUAAUUAGUCUCAUGGAAUUACCAAAUGGCGCUUGGGAUACCCUGAUGAUGCAAGCCUCUCAAAGUCCUACCAACUCCGCCAACACACCUCCACUACUACAUAACCAGGAGUCUGUCAAGCUUCUCUCGAAUGUUAUUAAAACAAACAUCUCAGCAUGUUCAUCCAUCGGCGGGGAAGCAUACACAUCUCAAAUAGCGAGGAUAUUCACGGAUAUGCUAGGAUUGUAUAAAACCAUUAGUGGGAUGAUCAGUGAAGUUAUUGCGAAGGAAGGUGUCCUCAUAGCCAAAACUCCGCAAAUCCGUCAACUGCGCGCACUGAAAAAAGAUAUACUCAAACUAAUGCAAACAUACAUCAACUCCGUCGUACAGAUCGAAGUCGUCAAUGAAAAUUUCAUCCCUCCGCUGUUAGACGCAGUGUUAGGGGAUUAUCAACGAAAUAUAGCUGCGGCUAGGGAUGCGGAAGUGUUGAAUCUGAUGAGUGAUGUUAUCAGGUGUCUCGGUUCUUUAAUCACCCCGCAAGUACCGCCAAUACUCAGUGCUGUCCUCGAGCCAACGCUAGAAAUGAUUACCCAAGAUCUCACAGAGUACCCUGAUCAUCGGCUGUACUUUUUCCAUCUUCUCCGUAUGAUAAUCUUAAAUUGCUUCCCAGCGUUGCUGAGUAUACCUCCCGAGGGCUUUAAGCUCGUUAUGAAUAGUAUCAUCUGGGCGAUGAAACAUUCUGCAAAAGAUUUGGGUGAUACCGGGUUACAUAUGUGCUUCGACAUCCUUGAAGCAUUCUCCUCCUCCUCCCCCGAAGUCGCAGAAGUUGCACACGCCUUCUACAGCCAGUACUUUCUCGUUAUUGUUCAAGAAAUUUUUUAUGUCAUGACCGACUCAGAGCACAAGAGUGGCUUUUCAUUGCAAGCAACAGUGCUAUCAAGGAUGUUCAAGAUUGUCAAUGAGAGUGGAAUGCCAGUGGAGGUCUUAGAUCCUACUACUAAUGUCACUACCGGUACUUCCACCUCAAAUAUGACGUCGGAGUUCUUCCAGCACUACUGCGUCAAGCUGCUAAGCAGCGCAUUUCCACAUGUCCAUAGCUCACAUAUACAAGUGUUGGUGGCGGGCAUGAAUAACAAUUAUAAUGAUAUUACCCAAUUCAAGGUGGGUUUGAAAGACUUUUUAGUUCAAAUGAAGGAGUUUUCCGCCGAAUCAUGAUAAAGGUGUGUGAUGUGUGGUGUGUAUUAUGUGGACGCAUGUAUAUGUUGUGCAAUGUCCCUACUUGAUUCGGAAUGACCAUUAUCUCUUCCGAUUUUUUGAGAAUUUGAGUUAGCUAUCUCCAGUCAUCUUCCCUCAUCUCAA
Messenger RNA from Lentinula edodes (shiitake mushroom), 3344 nucleotides. RefSeq names its product CRM1 C terminal-domain-containing protein. Gene Ontology annotation, cellular component: cytoplasm; nucleus. The record is from RefSeq and is a predicted model, not a curated record. Bases 90 to 3200 code for a protein of 1036 amino acids. Gene Ontology annotation, biological process: protein export from nucleus; ribosomal large subunit export from nucleus; ribosomal small subunit export from nucleus. The transcript has 18 exons. Lineage: Eukaryota; Fungi; Basidiomycota; Agaricomycetes; Agaricales; Omphalotaceae. Gene Ontology annotation, molecular function: nuclear export signal receptor activity; small GTPase binding.